CGUCUCUAAGAAAAAAAUACAACAAAACACAAUAAAGGAAAUCACUACUAUUACUGCUAUUAAUGAUUAUUGAUUACCGUAAAGCCAUAACUACACGCGCACACGGACACGCAGACAUUAGAGCUGAAGCUGUGUGCACGCGGGACUCCUUCAUGAGUGAUGUCAGCAUGCAGAGCUUUGGUGGUGAAGAACAUUUGGAUGGGGUUCACUGUUUAUGGCCUCUAUGUCCACACCCAUGCUGCUGGGAGACAGAGCGACGCAUCGCUACGGGCGCGUAUCGCCGUGGAGUCGGUGUGCCAACUAAACACCACGCCAGCGUUGAUGAAAGUUCGCCACGUCUGACCGUAGUGGACGUCUCUGAGUGGGCAGGAAAGAGAAUGAGACCUGUGAGGCCAGACAGAAGAAAUCUGAGCGGAAUGAACUCAGAGGUGGAACCUCUACAGAAAGACACCGACACGAAAACCAAAAAUCCGUGUUUCCCAGCGAUCACUUCAGCACCGUCUGAAUCCCACACCAGAAACAAAGCUGUAAAUGAUCGCACAGCUCACAUCCCCCCUCUGAUUGGCUCAUCGUGUAGAUCCCCAUCUUUAAUGUUGUGGGUCCCGAAUCCCCAUCACAACCCUCAGUGUUCUAAAAGCAUCAGCUCAGAAGUUCCACGCUGCACCAUAAAGGAGUUAUUCUGCCUCCCGGCUGCUCACACACACACCACGUCUGCAUCGAACCGUGAAGGAACGACGAAGAAGAGGGUGCGCUUUCAGCUCUUCCAUUCACCCGUGAGAUUUCACUCCAGCCAGCAGGCCGAGUCAGUGUCUGCAGCUCAGCUGGAGGCAGGUGCAGGAGACGGCACCAAACUCCUGAGUGACCCGAGUGCGUUCCUGUUGAAGAACAGACCCGUCAUUUUUCACAGCGUUCAAGAGAGAGCCAUCAGGACAGCGAGCCAGGAGGCACCGGCUUCACUUUACAAACUGGAUAGCAAGACAGCAGAGGAGGACGCGGACUGGGAUAGACUGAGAAUACAGCCAAACCUCUGGAAGAGACACGUCUCUCUUGAGGGCUUCAGACCACCAGGGGGCGCUAGAGGAAUUCCAGAGACUGGCAGCUCCUAUCCUGGUUCCAAAGCGAGCUCAGAUCGAACGAUUUGCAGCCCACAAUGUGCAGGUCCCACUAUACGGGCGUGUGUAAAGAGGAUGGUGCGUUACAGCCGGUGCACUCAUCCACUACUCUCUCACAAAAAGCACUGUAGAGGAACCAGGUCAGAACUGGACAUGACCAUCUGCAGCUCUACUACUAUUAAAGAACACAAUCAGAUAUUAAACACAGAUGAGAGGUAUGAGGGAGACGGGGGAAGUCCCACCAAACUCAGAUUUUGACUCCCAGGACUUCACCCAUGAGCUUUACGAGCACUCUAAUCUCACUCCUGACCCUAGUCCAGAUCAGAGGUUCAUCACUGAAGCGAUGGAACCCUGUUCCACACCAAGCCUCAGCUAACUGUAACACACACUCAUUUUUAAUGACUUGUUCUAUAAAAUAAACGUUGUUUUGCCCUGAGACCUCAUUGAGCAGGAGCCUCAUUUAGAGCAAGUCCCUGUGGCAGACCAAAGACCCCUGGUUGGAUUCUGUCUCACCAGGGAACCCCCAGGAGAACGUGGAGUCUGUCGAAGAAGUCAUUUCGGACCUUUUGGGUUUCCUACCACCACCAAUAACCAAAUAAAAUGAUUUGGAUUGAGUUA
This is a messenger RNA of Silurus meridionalis, 1730 nucleotides long. RefSeq lists its product as uncharacterized. Bases 63 to 1370 code for a protein of 435 amino acids. The transcript has 11 exons. The record is from RefSeq and is a predicted model, not a curated record. Lineage: Eukaryota; Metazoa; Chordata; Actinopteri; Siluriformes; Siluridae.